CUGUUGUAAACAUGAUCACUAUGGGUUUUCUCUAAGAACUUCAAGUGUGCAUGAUGCUUGGGUUAACUGAUAUUAAUUUAUUUCACCUGUCCUGUCACCAGAGUUAGUCAUCUGUAACACAUUGCUCGCGUUCAAAGGCAUGUAUUCUUCUGCAGAACUGCAGUCAUUUUCAGGAAAGCACCGCGGAAUAUGACUAAUCAUGUGCUUAUUGUCACACAACAGUUUGCUCAAUAAACCACUUAAAUAUUAACUCAAAAGAGAAUUUGUUUACAAAGAACUGAAUCUGUGUAGGAGGGGGAGAGAGAGUUUCAGAAUUAAACAACAGCACUCUUAUGCUAUUUCUUUUUUCUAUAUCAAGACUAAAUACACAGGAAAGCAUCUACUUCGCAGCACAGCUGAGUCAUGCUUAGACGGGAAAUAACAAAGUACAUGUGAUUUGUGGUUUUUGUCUCAUGGUCAUAUAACCUAUAAUGUUUUUGUGUGAAUUCAUGCUGUGGAGUUCACAUCUGGCCAUCUUCAGUAGAGUGACUAGUGUUGCCAAAAAGUACAUGCCAAAAAGAUUACAACAUCUGUGAAACAACAUGCUUGUGUUUAUUCCUUAGGUCUAAAUGGACUGGGCCCUUGUUAUAGUUUUGCAACUCAUGUUUCAACCAUCUCUCUCAGUUUUGUUCACUGUUCAGGCAGAGAGAUCCACAUACGAGUCAGAGUUUGGCGGAGAUGUUGUGAUGGGCUGCAGGUUUCAGCCUAAACUAUCAAACCCUGCUCUGAAGGUGGUCUGGACCAGGAUCAACACGGGCCAGUCUUUGGAAGUGUACCGUAUGGGUAACGGGGUGGAGCAGUCGGUGUCUCCGGACUAUCUUGGACGGGUAAAGAUUCUCACUGAGGAGUUCCAGGAAGGCUGGGCCAAGUUAAAGAUCUCCGGGCUCAGGAUCAAUGACUCUGGGAUCUACAAGUGUUUGGUGGACACAACAGAAGGAGCUGACUAUAAAUCUAUAACUUUGUCUGUUAAAGCGCCUUAUAAAGCAGUGACUAAACGCAUUGAGAAGGUUGCUGAGGGGGAUGGGGUGCUGCUAACCUGUCAAUCUGAGGGAUACCCUGAGCCACCUGUUGUGUGGAUGGAUGGGCAUCUGCAGAGACUUGACCCCAACACAACUGCAGAAUCAACACCAAACCAACUUUUUAAAGUCACCAGUCAAAUACACGUCAGCUCAUUGGACAAAAACAACUACACAUGUAAUUUUACAAAUGAGCUCUCUGCAACAUUUCAUAUUCCAGAUGAAAUACCCACUCCACAUGUGAAAAACGAUUCUUUCAUCAUUGUGUUGAGCAUCAGCGUGGUAAUGGCUGUUAUCAUCAUUGCGGUGCUCAUGUAUCGACGACGAAAAGGGUUCAGCACUCUCAGCACUGGGAACCUUCUGGUCGAUGGGCAGGGCAGGCCGGCUUCCCCUGCCUAUUGUAUGGAGGAAAAUUUAGGGGCCUUUCUGAAAGCCCUCUAUUGUAACUUCAGCGCAGAGGCGAGGAACCACUGGAAUACUUUUUGUGUCGAGGAGCUGCCUCAUAGGCUGGAAAACAAUGAGGGUCAACCUGUGAAUCUUCAAGCUGUACUUCCAGAAGCUGGACAGACACUUUUUCUCGAGGGACCCCCAGGAAGCGGGAAGACAGCCCUAUCCUACAUUUUGGUCUCUUCUUGGACUGAAGGGCCCACACACUCCUUCUCUAAUCCCCUUGAUCUCAACGCCCUUCAACUUCUUUUAUAUGUCGACUGCACCUUCGUGAAGGGUGAUUUGUUUCAGGAAAUUAUGGCCCAACUUUCUCUCAGGGAAAAGAUAACAGAGGAUGAACUAAGGACUGUGUUAAUCAGGUCCAGUGAGGCUCUGUUGUUGUUGGAUGGGUAUAAAGAAGGAAACCACCUUUUUGAUGAGUCCCUAAGGCAGUUCCUAAGCGAAAGAUGUGGAUGCAGGGUGCUGGUCAUGGCCUGCCCGGAUCACUGCCCCACACUCAAGGAGACAGUUGGGACAUUAACGGUGCUGAAGCUUCAAACACAAACAGUGAAAUACUGAAGCCACAAGACUUUGUGCAUAACAAACACAUUUGUUACAUUGUAAAUAAAUGUGUGUGUUGUGUUUUUUAGAAUUUAUGUUACCGUUAUCCAAUAUGUGGUCAGAUUUUUCAUAAUUUGCAAGUGAAUGUAAUAUUUUGUAUAUAUAAG
Molecule: messenger RNA, 2209 nt
Organism: Monopterus albus (swamp eel)
Lineage: Eukaryota; Metazoa; Chordata; Actinopteri; Synbranchiformes; Synbranchidae
Exons: 8
Coding region: 609-2060 (483 amino acids)
Biological process (GO): cell surface receptor signaling pathway; cellular response to lipopolysaccharide; positive regulation of T cell proliferation
Cellular component (GO): external side of plasma membrane
Source: RefSeq, a predicted model, not a curated record